Molecule: messenger RNA, 156 nt
Organism: Plasmopara halstedii
Lineage: Eukaryota; Oomycota; Peronosporomycetes; Peronosporales; Peronosporaceae
Exons: 3
Coding region: 1-156 (51 amino acids)
Source: RefSeq, a predicted model, not a curated record
AUGCUAUCAUUUACACCCUGCGUGCCCCCUUUACAACUCUUUCGGAUAAGAGACCCUCGGGGGAAUGCCGAUUUUAGCAGUUUACCAAGUGCCAUUUGGAAAGGACUGGACUUACUUGUACCUAGUGGAUCUCAAAGUCAACAGGAACUUGUUUAA